Gadus morhua (Atlantic cod) is the source of this 2368-nucleotide messenger RNA. It is a transcript of the gene hdac8, whose product is annotated as histone deacetylase 8. The record is from RefSeq and is a predicted model, not a curated record. Lineage: Eukaryota; Metazoa; Chordata; Actinopteri; Gadiformes; Gadidae. Gene Ontology annotation, biological process: heterochromatin formation. The coding region runs from base 192 to 1328 and encodes 378 amino acids. The transcript is spliced from 11 exons. Gene Ontology annotation, molecular function: histone deacetylase activity.
UUUCAAGACGCACAAACGUGUAAACCCUUCAUAGAACGCGUAUAUAAUACAUAUUAUUCCUGGUUCUGUUUUCCCGGGGUUUGUUGAUAGUGAAACACACGCACUGAGAAUCAAGACCCAACAUUGUCGGUCUGUUUCGUGUGCUUUUUUAAAUCGGAUUGUUCCUACUAUUGACUGUUGUAUGAACACAAAUGAGUUGCACAGGAGACAGCGACACUGUCGCACGUACCAAACGAAAAGUCGCGUACAUUUACAGCCCGGAGUACAUAGAAACAUGCGAUUCUUUAUCCAAAGUGCCCAAACGGGCGAGCAUGGUGCACUCUCUGAUAGAGGCAUAUGAGCUCCUCGACGACAUGAGUGUGGUGAAACCCCGCAUGGCCACCAUCCAGGAGAUGGCCCAGUUCCACACGGACGCCUACCUGGAGCACCUGCACAAGAUCAGCCAGGACGGGGACAACGAUGACCCCCAGUCUGGGGACUACGGCCUGGGUUAUGACUGCCCCAUCGUGGAGGGGAUCUUUGAGUACGCGGCGGCGGUGGGCGGGGCCACGCUGACAGCGGCCCAGUGUCUGCUGGAGCGCCGCUGUGAUGUCGCCAUCAACUGGGCCGGGGGCUGGCACCACGCCAAGAAGGACGAGGCGUCAGGGUUCUGCUACGUGAACGAUGCUGUGCUGGGGAUCCUGAAGCUGAGGGAGAAAUACGACCGUGUGCUUUAUGUAGAUGUUGACCUUCACCAUGGAGACGGUGUGGAGGAUGCGUUCAGCUUCACCUCCAAGGUCAUGACCGUCUCGCUCCACAAGUUCUCCCCUGGGUUCUUCCCUGGCACGGGGGAUGUAUGUGAUACAGGUCUAGGUAAGGGUCGCUGGCACUCUGUUAACGUUCCUAUGGAGGACGGCAUCAAAGAUGACAAAUACUACCAGGUGUUCCUCAGCGUGAUGCAGGAAGUGCGCGCGCUGUUCAACCCCGAGGCGGUGGUGAUGCAGCUGGGCGCCGACACCAUGGCGGGGGACCCCAUGUGCUCCUUCAACAUGACCCCCGUGGGCGUGGCCCGCUGCAUGCAGCACGUCCUGCAGUGGAGGCUGCCCACCCUGCUGCUGGGGGGAGGUGGUUAUCACCUCGCCAACACUGCUCGAUGUUGGACCUUCCUCACAGGGUCUGUCCUAGAGAGAACCCUGUCCUCAGAAAUACCAGACCAUGAGUUCUUCACAGAGUACGGUCCAGACUACACGCUGGAAAUCUGUCCAAGUUGUAGACCGGACCGCAAUGACAGCAAGCACCUGGACCACGUCAUCACCACCAUCAAGGGGAAUCUGAAGAAUGUGGUUUAGAAGCCGACUGGCCCCUCAACACACACACACACACACACACACACACACACACACACACACACACACUGCCUGAUGUUUCCAGGUUUGCAUGCACGUCUGCUUUAAUGAAGACAACAUGGAGAGAGGGCGAGAGAGAGAGAGAGAGCUAGACUGUGAGGGAGGGAGGGAAAGUUAACAGCAGAGGGAGAGAGCGAAGGAGACAGACAGAAAGAAUGGGGAGAAGAAAGGAGGGAAAAGAGAGGGAAUAAGACACAAAGAUGGGGGGGUUGGAAAACAUUAGUAGAGAUUUUCCAGGAAAAACACUUUUAAUGGAGGGGGGGGGGGGGGGGGUAGGGGGAUGGGGGGGAUUGUGUGGUUGCCUCACUGCGUUGACUGUUUUAAUCCUGUUUUUGAGGCUUUCAUACAUAUGUGUACAUAUGUGCACACUCGUGUGUGUUUGAAUUUGUCCCUAAGGACGUUUACGUCCCCACAAGGGAUAUCUUUGGGGCCUAUUGUGUGUGUGUGUUCAGCAUGUGUAUUCCCUGCAAGGUUCACAGCCUCAUCGAGACUUAAGAGGCAGUUGACCACUUUAACAGUUUGCAUAACCUCAACAUUUUGUAUAAAAUAGAAAACCAGAUGGGUGAGGUGUUGAGUUCGAUGUCUCUGUUGGCUUCACUUUGACCCCCCCCCCCCCCCCGUGGGGACAUGGGAGAGUCCUGCUACAAUAUGGACUGUGGAGCCUGCGGUUCCUCUCCCUGUCUUCCUCACUCCCUCUAAAACAGAGUCAAUUCCACAUACUAGCAUUUAUUUUUCUGUCACGCUACGUGACUGUGGUCGUUGUGUCCAUAUUUCAUAUCACAUAUUGUGAUUGUGUUGUCAUGGAAAUGAGAAUAAGAGGAGCCUUGGUUGACCACCAGCCAUUCACAUCAGAUUGUAUAAAAACAGACUUCGUUCAGUCAGCAGAUCUGGUCACAUCAUUAAAGUGGAAAGGGUUUAGUUUGAAAUUCAAUUUUGAAAAUGUAGAAUUCUUGUAAAAUAAAUAAAACUUUUUUUAAACGGUU